ACAACUUCACACUUGUUCUCUUUCCUCUCUGCUUUCGUUGCUUCCAUAGCAGUCCACUCUUCCAACAUUCAUUGAAGAGUGGCUGUUACAUAACGAUAAUAAUUAAAAAUAACUCUCUCUCUCUCUCUCUCUCUUCACUACUUCCUCCCUUUAAUAAUCUCCUGGAUCAUUUUCUCUUAUUUCCAACUUAGCUUAGAUUACUUCGUCAUGUUCAUGUUCGUGUAAAGCUCGCAACUUUGCAUCUGGGUGGGAAAUGAGAACAACUGACUAAGCUUGAAAAUAGGAAAAAGAAUUGGUCUUUUGAUUGAUUUGAACUUGGGUUGUGAAAUGGAGUUCCCUUCCCUCUCUCUGAGGGCAUGUAAAACCAUUGGAGGUUGGACCCUUUUGUUGCCACUAGUACUGCUGCUAUGGAGUGCUGUUGUUCAUUCGAAUUCGGAUUACUUGAUUGGUCUUGGAAGCUAUGACAUCACUGGUCCUGCAGCUGAUGUCAAUAUGAUGGGGUAUGCCAAUGCAGAACAAAUUGCAUCUGGUGUUCACUUCAGGCUCAGGGCUCGUGCUUUCAUUGUCGCCGAGCCAAAUGGUAACCGGGUGGUGUUUGUGAACCUUGAUGCUUGCAUGGCUUCACAGCUUGUGACUAUCAAAGUUCUUGAGAGGCUGAAAGCAAGAUAUGGUGAUCUUUACACUGAAAAGAAUGUAGCUAUUAGUGGAAUUCACACUCAUGCUGGUCCUGGUGGUUAUCUCCAGUAUGUUGUGUAUAUUGUAACAUCCCUUGGAUUCGUUCGCCAGUCAUUUGAUGUCAUUGUUGAUGGAAUUGAGAAAAGCAUUGUUGAGGCCCAUGAAAAUCUCCACCCAGGAUCAAUAUUUGUCAACAAGGGAGAGCUCUUAGAUGCCGGUGUAAAUCGCAGUCCUAGUGGUUAUCUCAAUAAUCCUGCUGAAGAGAGAAGCAAAUAUAAGUAUAAUGUGGAUAAAGAAAUGACUCUCUUAAAGUUUGUUGAUGCUGAAUGGGGUCCUGUUGGAAGCUUCAAUUGGUUUGCUACUCACGGAACCUCAAUGAGUCGUACAAACGCAUUAGUUAGUGGGGAUAAUAAAGGUGCUGCUGCACGUUUUAUGGAAGACUGGUUUGAGCGAAAAAAUGCUGUAAAAAUGGAUAAUGUUGGAUUUGAAGAUGGUGGCAUCCCCCGAAGAAUCUCAAACAUAAUUCCCAGCCUUAAUGAUAAUCACCAUGAACUACUGGAAAUCGCAGCCUCCUUCCAAUCUCCUCCUGGAAGACCAGUAACAAAAUCUUCGAGUAUUGCAAGACGCGUAAGAGGUGCCCUUAGGCAGGUUGACAAGCCUAAAUUUGUAUCUGCAUUUUGCCAAUCGAAUUGUGGUGAUGUUAGUCCAAAUGUCCUUGGAGCUUUUUGUAUAGAUACUGGACUACCUUGUGACUUCAAUCAUAGUACUUGUGGAGGGAAGAAUGAAUUAUGCUAUGGCCGAGGACCAGGCUAUCCAGAUGAAUUCGAAAGUACACGUAUUAUAGGAGAGAGACAAUUUAAAAAAGCAGUGGAACUAUUCAGUGGAGCAUCUGAACAGAUUAAAGGGAAGGUUGAUUUUCGACAUGCCUACAUAGACUUCUCCCAGCUUCAGGUAAAUCUUCCGAAUUCCAAGGUAGUAAAGACAUGCCCCGCUGCAAUGGGAUUCGCAUUUGCUGCUGGAACAACAGAUGGACCUGGAGCUUUCGAUUUCACGCAAGGUGAUGAUCAGGGAAAUCCUUUUUGGAAGCUGGUCCGCAACUUGAUUAGAACACCAGGCCAGGAACAAAUUGAUUGCCAGAAGCCAAAGCCCAUUUUGCUUGAUACUGGUGAAAUGAAAGUACCAUACGAUUGGGCACCUUCAAUACUUCCCAUCCAGAUCCUCCGAGUUGGACAGUUUGUUAUUCUUAGUGUACCAGGAGAAUUUACAACAAUGGCUGGAAGGCGUCUUCGUGAUGCAGUGAAGACAGUGCUAAGUGGUCACAAAGAUUUCGGUAACAACAUUCGUGUUGUUAUAGCUGGGUUGACUAAUACUUACUCACAGUAUGUGACAACAUUUGAAGAGUACGAAGUGCAAAGAUAUGAGGGUGCUUCCACACUUUUCGGUCCACACACACUCAGUGCAUACAUUCAAGAGUUCACGAAGCUUGCAAACGCUCUCAUCAGUGGCCAGCCUGUAGAACCAGGGCCACAACCCCCGGAUCUCCUCGACAAGCAAAUAAGUUUGCUGACACCGGUAGUGGUGGACACAACACCUCUGGGCUCAAACUUCGGGGAUGUCAUCUCUGAUGUGCCCAAGAACGCUACCUUUAAGAGAGGCGACAUGGUGUCGGUUACUUUCUGGUCUGCAUGCCCCAGAAAUGACCUAAUGACAGAAGGUACAUUCUCACUUGUGGAAUUCCUCCAAGGAAAGGAAACUUGGGUUCCUACCUAUGAUGAUGAUGACUUCUGCUUGAGGUUCAAGUGGUCGCGGCCUGCUAAACUCAGCUCGCGAAGUAAAGCAACCAUAGAAUGGAGAAUUCCACAGGAUGUAGCUCCUGGUGUAUACAGAAUAAAACAUUUUGGUGCUGCAAAGAGUUUGUUAGGAUCCAUUCGCCACUUUACAGGUUCAUCAAGUGCAUUUGUAGUAGCAUAAAUAAAGGGGAGGGAUGGUGAAUACUCAUUAUACAUGCCUAAAGCUAUUCUUUACUACAUUGUUGUUGAUUUCUUCUGAUACUGAGUUCUCUAGCAGAACACCAUGAAUCAAAGGUUGAAAUAGUUGAUUAAGUUGUUGUAUUUGUUAACAAUUGCUCUUCAGUCUUCAGACAUGGUUAAUUAUUUAUACAAGAAGAAUACAUGCAAAGAAAUGUUGAGUUGUUA
This is a messenger RNA of Arachis stenosperma, 2870 nucleotides long. RefSeq names its product neutral ceramidase 1-like. Gene Ontology annotation, biological process: long-chain fatty acid biosynthetic process; ceramide catabolic process; sphingosine biosynthetic process. Gene Ontology annotation, molecular function: N-acylsphingosine amidohydrolase activity. Bases 328 to 2646 code for a protein of 772 amino acids. Gene Ontology annotation, cellular component: extracellular region. Lineage: Eukaryota; Viridiplantae; Streptophyta; Magnoliopsida; Fabales; Fabaceae. The record is from RefSeq and is a predicted model, not a curated record. The transcript has 10 exons.